Marmota monax (woodchuck) is the source of this 1565-nucleotide messenger RNA. RefSeq names its product aspartic peptidase retroviral like 1 (gene Asprv1). Gene Ontology annotation, cellular component: membrane. Gene Ontology annotation, biological process: proteolysis. The record is from RefSeq and is a predicted model, not a curated record. NCBI's taxonomy places the organism in Eukaryota, Metazoa, Chordata, Mammalia, Rodentia, Sciuridae. The transcript has a single exon. Bases 219 to 1004 code for a protein of 261 amino acids. Gene Ontology annotation, molecular function: aspartic-type endopeptidase activity.
AAAGGCUCUGCAGAGUGAGCAGGCCACAUAGUGCUUGCCUCUGCAUCCAGCAGCCAGCCGACAACCCUUACCUGCUCCCUUCUCUUGCCCAGGCUGGGCAAGUAAACAACACUCUGCUUAGAGAAGCCCAGCUCUCCAGCGUGAUUGCGCCCACACUGCUCUGUGGCUUUCUCUACUUGGUGUGGGUUGCUGCUGAAGUUCCAAAGGCCAGCAGAGGGAUGGCUGCCAGCGGAGCCAGGAGACGGGAAGGCCCCCGGGAGCAUGCCUUCAUCCCAGAGCCUUUUGAUGGGGCCAGUGUAGCCCCCAGCCUCUGGCUGAACCGCUUCGAGGUCAUCAACGACCUCAACCAUUGGGACCACACCACCAAGCUCAGGUUCCUGAAAGAGUCGCUCAGGGGAGACGCCCUGGAGGUCUACAACGGACUCAGUCUCCAGGACCAGGGAGACUACGGGAUGGUGAGGGAGACCCUUCUGAAGGCCUUCGGGGGCCCCAGUGCCACUCUCAGCCACCAGCCCAAAGAGAUCCUGUUUGCCUACAGCAUGGGCAAGGGCUACUACCUCAAGGGGAUGAUUGGCCCAGUGUCGGUGAGGUUCCUGGUGGACUCGGGGGCCCAGGUCUCUGUGGUCCACCCGAAGUUGUGGGAGGAGGUCACCGACGGCGAUCUGGAUACCCUGCGGCCCUUCGAGAACGUGGUAAAAGUGGCCAACGGGGCCGAAAUGAAGAUCCUGGGUGUGUGGGACACAGUGAUUCGCCUGGGCAAGCUGAAGCUGAAGGCUCAGUUCCUGGUGGCCAACGCGAGCGCCGAGGAAGCCAUCAUCGGCACCGACGUGCUGCAGGACCACAACGCCGUGCUGGACUUCGAGCACCGCACCUGCACGCUCAAGGGAAAGAAGUUCCGCCUCCUGCCGGUCGGCGGGAACCUGGAGGAUGAGUUCGACCUGGAGCUCAUCGAGGAGGAGGAGGAGCCCUCCGUGGAGGGGAGGCGGCAGCAGCACUCCCAUUAAGAAGCCCCCUUUUCCUUGUCCCCCCAAGAUAGGUAGGGAGACCCACCAUUGUGCGGGGGGCACAUGUCCUCUGGGGAAAUCUAACGCUGGCUCUCCACUCCCCUCCCUCUGCAGGGGCCUUUCUCUGCCCCUGGUGGGGGAGGCUUCAUGGAAACAGCAGGGGGAAGGAGAGCAGGGCGGCAUGCUCAGAGAGAGGGUCCCCACGGUCCUCAAGCUAUUGUUGGUGGCAAAGACUGGAAGGCUAGAAGCAGCUUCCCAGGAGGUGGAAAUAUCUGUCUUGGAGAGAGGACUGGGGGAACCCCUUCACAUCCCUAAGAGGUGGUUCUGUCACCUCCGAGUUCUUGAAGCCUGCUCAGCUGGGGCUGGGUCCUUGUCUGCAGGACCCUUAGGAGCCAGGUCCAGCUCUCAGGCUGGGGUUGACAGUUGCCCUGAGAGCCUCCCUGGGGAGCCUUCCCACCUGCUCAACGGUAUGUUUCCUUCUGUCAUUUGCUUUGAAACCCCUGAUCCUUGCGCCAAUAAUUCAAUUACUUCAAAACCAAUAAAGACCAGUUGAUGGAAGAA